Messenger RNA from Symbiodinium necroappetens, 153 nucleotides. The record is from the annotation of a GenBank genome assembly. NCBI's taxonomy places the organism in Eukaryota, Dinophyceae, Suessiales, Symbiodiniaceae.
AUGUUUGCGACAGCCAGGAAAAUCGUCUCCCAGAAUGGAAUAUUGGGGCUCUGGCGUGGCUACUCCAUGGGCGCCACUCGAGAAGGCAUAUUCUGCAGCUCUUACAUUGCCAUCAACCCUUUGAUCAAGACUUGGCUGCUGCAAAAGCGACCU